This is a messenger RNA of Mirounga angustirostris (Northern elephant seal), 4168 nucleotides long. It is a transcript of the gene RRP15, whose product is annotated as ribosomal RNA processing 15 homolog. The transcript is spliced from 5 exons. Gene Ontology annotation, biological process: maturation of LSU-rRNA; maturation of 5.8S rRNA. The record is from RefSeq and is a predicted model, not a curated record. Gene Ontology annotation, cellular component: preribosome, large subunit precursor. Lineage: Eukaryota; Metazoa; Chordata; Mammalia; Carnivora; Phocidae. Bases 40 to 903 code for a protein of 287 amino acids.
CCGGUCGCAGCUCUUACUGGUCGCUUCCGGUGAGGAAACAUGGCCGCGGCCGUUCGGGACUCACGUGUGGGUGCAGGGAAAAAGCUGAAAAAUUCACUGAAGAAGAAGAAGAAGAUGAAAAUGGUAGCCAGAGCAGUAUCUUCGGAGUUGGAAGAUGAGGGCAAAGACGCUGCCAACAGUGGAGGUUCUGUAAGAAGCUGUGGAUCAGAAAAGGAUGACUUUUCUUCAGAUGAUGAAGCAGUGGAAGCUGACAAUGAAGAUGAAGUUGAACCGUGUGGCAAUGGAAAUGAACAUGCAGCUGAAGCUAGUGUUGGAACUAACGUGGGCUGGGCGGAUGCCAUGGCUAAAAUUCUUAACAAAAAAACUCCUAAAAGUAAACCCACUAUUCUGGUCAAAAACAGAGAGCUGGAAAAGGAAAAAGAAAAGUUAAAGCAAGAGAGACUAGAGAAGAGAAAACAGCUUGAUAAGAAGCGGGAAUGGGAAAUGAUGUGCAGAGUAAAGCCAGAUGUUGUCAAAGACAAAGAAACAGAGAGAAAUCUUCAGAGAAUUGCAACAAGAGGUGUGGUACAGUUAUUUAAUGCUGUUCAGAAGCACCAAAAGAACGUUGAUGAAAAGGUUAAAGAAGCUGGAAGCUCUAUCAGAAAACGUGCUAAGUUGAUAUCGACUGUUUCCAAGAAAGAUUUCAUCAGUGUUCUGAGAGGGGUGGAUGCAAGUACAAGUGAGAAAAGUUCGACUGGAAAGAACUUGAAAGCCAAACAGACUGAAAUGAAAUCAGAAGAGGGCCCUGGAUGGACAAUCUUACGUGAUGAUUUCAUGAUGGGAGCGUCCAUGAAAGACUGGGACAAAGAAAGUGAUGGUGCGGAUAACAGUGAGCCAGGGUCUGGGAGCGACUCGAAUACAUAAGAUUGUAGAGGAAACACAGCAUACAAUCAUUCUAUUUUUCCUAGAAAAAUACUCUGUGCUUUCAAAGGUCUGUGGCUCUGAAGCUAUCAUUUGUAGAAAGCCAAAAGACUUUUACUAUUACCAACUUUGGUGUUUUCUCUUUUCAUGAAAACUUUGUUAAAUUAGGUUUCUCAAACCUUGUAUAAUUUUAAGCAUUGUUUUUCAGACAUUUGUAAAAAGAAGUAUUUCUGCUUAACCAGCGAGAUGCACAUUUUGCCUGGAUCAUUAUAAGUUUACAUAUUGGUCAUGGAUAUUGGUAUUUUGUUUCAGUAUCACCAGUUUCUAGAAGUGCAGUGCUUUUCAUAAUUAAAAUGAACUCCUUGAAGUUAAUAUUUUUCAGCUUUCCAACUUACUGGUCCUAUGUGUUUGUGCUUUUGUGAGGGGAAUUAUUGGUAUUUGUUUUGGUGAGCUAUUGAGAAACCUAUGUAGUGAAAUUUAAAAUGAUAGUAUUUCUGAUUCAGGGUGAUAAUUUCAUUUUUAGAACUCCUGGUAAAUAAGAUUUAAGAAACACACCAAAUCUCUACUUUUCUAUUAUGUCCUUUUAUAUACUAAAACAUAUAUAAGUGUUACGUUAUUUUUGUAUGAGAAAUUUACUGAGGUAGAAAUUCUCAUGUUUAACUUAUGCAGUGAGGCAUAAUUUCUUAGAAAGCAUAUUUGACAUGUUUUAGGCUCUCCCCUCCCCCAGCUUUUCCCUAAUAUUUGAGUUAGCUUAAAUUCUCUUUUAUGGUUUGACUGGCCAGUGAAGUGAUAGAGUUAGACUGCAGGUAGUCUGCAUCAGAAUACUCCCAUCUGUUUGUAGAUUUGGUUCCUUAUUGUUCCCUUAAAGAUGAUUAAAUUGGGUGACUUAGUAUCUAGAUGUUAAACAAAAAGAAGUAAGACUGUUGAAUAUAAUUCCAAAAUUUCUUUGCGACUAGGUCUAAGAUCUAAAGUUUAUAAAGGAAUUGUUUAAUAAAUGUGAUCUGUUCCUUUUAAAAAAGGGAUCCAUUCCUUUUCCCAUCUUUCCAUAAUAAAAAUCAUUCCCUUCUACUACUCAUUUGCACAUAUUUGCAUCCUCCCCUCAAGCUUAUGCUGGAGCAGAGAUGUUUAUAUUUUCAAACCCAUUUGAGUGUUAACAAGUAUUACAUAUCCAAGGUUAAAUUAGUCCCUGGCCUGGUAUUUGUUAUCAUAAAGGAAGAUGCACACCUAAGAUAUCAAGUGAUAUAUUUUUGUAUUUAUCCCAACUUUUGAACUUCAGUGUUUUAUUAAAUUAUAGAACUACCAUUUUGUCAGGGUAAUAUAAAUAAAUGUGAACAAAUACUCCUUCAAAUAAUAAGAGUGCUAACUAUCACGAUAUAACUUAACACAGGUGAAUAUUUUAUUAUAACUGAACAUAUACGUAAUUUUGAAAAAGAAAAUUCUUUGAGCAGUUAUAAACUUUUUCUCCCCAGAAUUAAAGAUUAUACUUCUUUUUUGCUCUUAAUCUUAUUCUGGAUCAUGUUAAAGCUUUGCAAAAUUCUUCUGAAUAGUACAUUUGAAUGACAGAAAUGGGUAAAUAACUUUUUAUUUACUAAAAUGUUUUUGAAACAUAAACUCACAUAGUUUUUGGUUUAAUUUAGAAAAAUUGGGCAAAAUUUUUUAACUGAAAAUAAGGAAGAGAACUUAUGCAGAUUUUCUUCUUUCAGAAAUUAUUUUAUUCCAAAAUAAAGACAAGUUGGUAGUAUAAGAAAAAAUUUUAUCACUUAUGUUAGAACACUAUAAAGCAUAUUCAAAGUACAUGAAAUAAUUUCUUUCAUAAAAAUGGGAUGUUUUAUAUGUAUUAGUAUUGCUGCAUCUUAGCUAUACACUAUGUAGGCAAAAUACCAUCACAUAUUAAUAUAAAUUCAAGGAUGAGCCUAUUAUUUUAGAAACUAAAUAUGUAUCUUGAGAUGAAUGUUUUAAAUAUUCUAGCUCUGUCACCUCUACCCUAAGUAUUUUACCUACAGCAUUUAAAUUCUUCUCACAUCAAUCAGAUAAAUCUGCAUCUAUUCUAUCUUCCUACAUUGUCUUUGAGUUAGGGAGAGACAAGAAAAAGAACCACAUUUCUAGAUCCUCCCUGCUUUAUCUCAAUAUAACAAUAUUUGGUUUUUAUUUUUGUUAACUAGAGUAAUAUAAUAAUAAAAAGGUUAUUUUUAUUUGUUUAGAAAGACUAUGGGAAAUGGUAACUAGUAAUAGGUAUUAUCCUGUCCCCUUAUCUGGAUAUUUAGGUGGCUGUGGUGAAUGUUCUCAAUAUUUAGCAUAGUUUAGUAUUGGUUAUUAGUUGUUUUUAGGCAUUGAACUCUCAAAGUCAAAAUUAAUACCUGUUUUCGGCUGAAAACACUUAGAAUCAUCUUAGUAGUUUAGCACUUUAGUUUGGAGUCAGAGUACUGAAUUUAUUUUCAAAUUACUUAGAAUUCUACAUAGAUCAAGUAUUAUUCUACUCAUUGAAAAGCAUACCAUGGAAGCCCUUUAGAUGGAAUGGUCUGAAGGCUCACCUUCAGUACUCAGAGCUGAAAAUGACUCAGGAGGAGGUUCCGGAAGGUUUAUUUGAGGGUAAGUCCCAAGUUCUUUAAAAUAUUUUGUAUGUUUUACAAGGGAGUGAAAAGGGAAUGUUUAUAUUCCGGGAAACCUCUUAGGGCUCUUGGUCAUUGUGUUUUGCAUCUAUGAAUAGACUUAAUAUUCAGUGGCCACCAACUAUUCCUGCCUCCAGGACUGGUCUUCUGGCGGUGAGAAUACAGUACUUCAUUACAAAGCCAUUUGAUUACAGUCCAUAGAUGCCUAAAGAUGUCCUACUUAAACAUAUAAUAGCUGAGACUUCCCGAGUUCAAAGUGUGAACAGAAGCAUAGACAAACUGAAGAUGUAAAUCGUGUUGCUAAGGAGUUAAAGAAUUUGUAAGGCCUAAGAAAAUUCCUGUAACGGAAUCCCCAAAGGGUGUAAGUAUUUCUAUGGAAGAGAAAGGAGGAGGUCAAAUAAAUAAGGCAAUACUUUGGCAAACUUUGGAUAAUUUUUUUUGCUCCCUAUUUAUCUUUACUUAUUUUUUGUUAUUUUUAUCAUAGAUUUUAACCAAUCUAUGUGCUGAAAAGAGUCAUAAGUGAAAUGGGAUGGAAGUUUUAUUUCUUCAGGCUUUUUAAUGACUUUAGAGUACCAUUAUUGUGUUUAGGAUGUUGAUGUGUUUGUGCAACAUGAAUUUCACUUUUAAAAUAAACAUCUGAGGGGCACCUGGGUGAUGCA